Messenger RNA from Linepithema humile (Argentine ant), 5050 nucleotides. It is a transcript of the gene Mbs, whose product is annotated as Myosin binding subunit. The record is from RefSeq and is a predicted model, not a curated record. Lineage: Eukaryota; Metazoa; Arthropoda; Insecta; Hymenoptera; Formicidae. Gene Ontology annotation, biological process: signal transduction. Gene Ontology annotation, cellular component: cytoplasm. Gene Ontology annotation, molecular function: enzyme inhibitor activity; phosphatase regulator activity; protein kinase binding.
UUCGAGUCGGGAGCUCGUUCGGCAUGGAGCGCGAGAGAGCGGCCAAGAAUAGCAAAGAGCACGCGAGUCUAGCCGUUCCGUAAAUGAGUGCCUGGCGGAGAAGGUGUUGAAGGCGACUGAUCGUACGACCGCUCCCUCCGGUAGUCCGUCAAGACAAGACUCGGCGUGAUCGACGAUAACAUUUCGGGACGGGGAUACGGCCGCGCGCGCGAUUCGCUCUCUCAUAUAUGGAGCAGACUCGCGGGAAACGCCUGUUUCACGUGCCGAAUCGCGCGCAGUGAACGCGAGUGUGUAUGUAUACGUGCGUCGUGCGUGUAUAUAGUGCAGCCGCCGCCGUCGCCGUGUACGCGAGAAGCGAAGGCAAGAUACGAAGGGCGCAGAUACGGCGAAGAGCAAAGAAAAGAGAGAUAGAUAAGAUAGUUCGAAGGGGUGGGAGAGAGAGACGGACGAGCAAGCGAGCAAGUGAGUGAAUGAGCGAGUGACCGUGUGCGUCGUCGCGGUGCGUCGUCCCGUGCUUUUGCAUGUGUGCGCGAUCGCGCGUGUGCGCCAAGCGAGAAGAAGGAGAGAAGCCUGUGCGCGCGACAAGCAAAGUGAUUAUAGGAUCUGGCUGUGCUUGCUGCCGGUGCUGCUCCGUCUACCUCGUCGAGCGAAGGAGGAGCGCGUCCGAGCGCUCGAGCGAGCGCCGCGAGCGCGUCGUGCUUUUUUCCGCCGUCCGCCGCCGCCGCCGCCGCCGCCGCCGGGGCAAUGUCUCUCGAGACACGUUCGAGCUCGGCCCUGUUCAAGCGUGCCGAACAGCUGAAACGCUGGGAACAGUCCGAGACGAAUCGCGAGCCCGCGCAACCGCGCCAAGUUGCACGCAAGAUCAAGUUCUCCGCCGACUGCGUGUUCCUGGCGGCGUGCGCGGCCAGCGACAAGGAGGAGGUCGUGCGUUUACUGCAGAAGGGAGCGGACAUCAACACCGGAAACGUCGACGGCCUCACCGCGCUACAUCAGGCCUGCAUUGAUGAUGACCUCGACAUGGUGGAAUUUUUGGUGGAACAAGGAGCGGAUAUCAAUCGUGGAGAUAAUGAAGGCUGGACGCCCUUACACGCUACAGCGUCUUGUGGAUUUAUAUCUAUUGCCAAAUACUUAAUAGAACAAGGAUGUAAUCUAGCAGCAGUUAACAAUGAUGGCGAACUGGCGCUGGAUAUUGCAGAAAGCGACGAGAUGGAAGACAUGCUCCAACAGCAUAUAAAUAAAGCAGGCAUCGAUUGCGAUCAAGCCAGAAGUGAAGAAGAGCGAUUAAUGCUGAACGAUGCGAAGGCUUGGCGGUCAGGUGGAUCUGGCAAGGAUUCCUUGCAUCCUAGAUCAGGAGCCACUGCUCUCCAUGUCGCUGCUGCGAAAGGCUACAUCAAAGUCAUGCACAUAUUACUACAAGCUCGAUGCAAUGUUGAUGCACAGGACUUUGAUGGAUGGACGCCUUUGCACGGUGCGGCACAUUGGGGUCAACUUGAAGCUUGCAAACUUCUUGUUGAGAACGGCUGUGAUAUGGAUAUAAAAAAUUAUGCCGGCCAAACUGCUUUUGACGUUGCUGACGCAGACAUCCUCAAGGCUCUUGAAGGUUUAAGAGAGCAACAAGCACUUAUACUGAAAGAUAACCCACAAACGAACAAUAAGAAACAGUCGUCUAUACCAAAGAAACGCGUCUCAAGUGCCGAUAGUGCAAUAGCGACACAAGAAUCUGCGGAGAUCUUUGAAGAAGAAACGCCAAAUAAAGUUAAAAAGGUUGAAUUAGAGAUUCAAUCUGAUAAAGAAGAUUCCAGCGCUAGUACAAACAGUGAUGUUGAAGCAACACGUGAAACACACAUGGAAGAGAGUGAUGGUGAAGGUGAAUCUGAGACUAGCUCAGAAUCACACUCUUCCACUUUCUCCAAUCAAUCUGAUAAGUCUAACCACGCGACAUGUCUUACAGAUGACGAAAAGAAAAAUAGAGUAAACAAAGAUGAAAAUGCACCCCAUAGUCCAAUAUCUCCAGUUGAAACCAAUAAAGUUCCUAAUCAGGCUCCAAUAUUGCCUCCAAAACAACAGACUGAUAGUAACGAGGAAGGUGUUGUACCAUCGUGGAGACGUUCUGGUUCCUUUCGAAAUAGAAUGCAAAAUACUGAAACUACUAAUUCUGCACCUACAAAGCUCGAAGACAAGGAUAAUAAUAUGAAGAUACCAACAACACCAAACAAAGUUAGCGGGGAGCCUGAUGUGGUAUUGAGAAGAACGCAUAGCUUCGAGACGGACAAAAAGUUUUAUGAGCAGUACAUGGCAUUACAUGCUCGCAUCAAGGCGUUGUCGUGCCCUACCCUUCAUCACUGCAAUGCAGCUACUCCUACUCACGCCAAUGCUACGACUCGCUCUGCAUCUCUACGCGAAACGCACAGAAAGAAAGACGUGAAAUUAAAUUUGGAAUUAUCAAGACUGCCACAAGGAAGUAAUACACUUUCACCAACAUCUGUAUCUAAAACAUUGGCAUCGAGUCUAUUGUCAUCCAUCACAACAACUACCACUGCCACCACAACAACAAGUCCUAUUCCAGUCAAUCAAAUUCGCAGUGUUCAACCAGUGGAAGCUGCAUCUACAGUUGUAUCGAAUACAAAUAAUGCAGUAGCAACUGCUCCUGCAACUCCCACUACACCAGGAGGGAGCAAGCUUAGUCCAGGAAAUAUCUUCAAGAAUUUCUUCAAAUCCUUUGUUCCACCGGUACGUGAUGAAGAAAGCGAAACCCAAAGGAAAGCUCACGCAAAGAGAGUGAGAGAAACCAGAAGGUCCACCCAAGGUGUGACAUUGGACGAAAUCAAGAGCGCGGAACAAUUAGUGAAGAAAAAGCAACAGAACAACGAGUCAUCGGCAUUAACGCCGUCUACGCAGCCUACAACUACUGUCAGCAAUACCGCUUCGAUCACAGCUACGAUAACAACCGCAACCUCCACUACCGUGACUACUCCGAAUAAAGUCUCUGAAGAGCCUAAUUUGCCUGAGAGACGACCGUCUUGGAGGUUGAGGGUAGACAAUGGAAGCAAGUUUCAGUUGGAGGAUGCUAAUAAUAAGCCUAGUGAUAACACAUCGGCCUACAUGAGAAGACCAUCUGGUGGAACUGGUAUACCUAGACCGUUAUCUGCACCAGUGGAGACUAUUGCCACGAGCAGUACAGAAACCACAAUUACCUUACCGCUUAGGAGAUCGUUAAAGCAACCUGAUGACAAAGAACAAGAUAAGGAAAAUGAUAGUAGGAACGCACAAGCUACGCAAGCAGUUAUUCAAAGGAGGCGUCGGCCUAAGAGAAGAUCGACUGGUGUAGUCCAUGUGGAUAUGGAUGAAAUUGACCCAGAGAAACAAGACGUAACUGCUGGCGGUGACUGUGAUGAUUCCAAGGUCAAUCACAAUGAGAGUGGAAACGAUCGUUCCGGAAGAGCUAAUAGAUUAGGUUCGAUAUCUUCGUUAUCAUCAGAAGCAUCAUCAACACCAAUCAGACUAAAAUCUACGAGUUCCGAAAACGGCGAAUUAGACUAUAAGAAAUUAUACGAAGAAUCUCAGGCCGACAAUGAAAGGUUAAAGGAGAAAUUGAAGCGCUCUGACGAACAAUUAAAGGAUGUGAGAAGUUUAUUGGAGAAAGCGCAAAGCAACCAAAACAAAGUGUUUCUCUCUGAGGCGGAAAAGAGGGAGAGGCGAGCGAUGGAAAGGAAACUUUCAGAAAUGGAAGAAGAAUUAAAGGUGAUGGACCAACUAAAAUGCGAAAAUCAGAGGCUAAAAGAUGAAAAUGGUGCCUUGAUCAGAGUAAUCAGCAAAUUGUCCAAAUAAAUCUUGUAGUCUCAACUGCACAUCGCAAUGAAAUUUUAAGUUGUAUUACAACUCUGUUGAAUGAAUUGCUUUAAUUAUAGCAGCAUCAUCAUUAUCGCUAGUAUUCUUAUAAAUGCGCAUCAUGCUAUCGAUGAAUUUAUCCUUGUGCUAGUAAUUUAACUUAUUCCGAUAUAAAAUGAUGAGAUCAAUUAAUCGCAUGGCUGUGCCAAAGGCGAAAAGAGAGAUGUUACUCCUAUUUCUAGACUGUGAAUACUUGAUCGUAAAAGACUUAGAGGAAUUUUACUUUGUGGAAUUUACUUUUUAACGUCCUAGAAAGAUGAAUUUUAUAAUCCAGUAUAUAUAUAAAAAAACCAAGUCAAUGCUUUAUAGUAAAAAAAAAAUGUUGAGGUUUACUUUAUUCGACUAUUAGGAGAAAGAAGAAACUGUUAAUCUUUACGGACAGUUUUUCUUUUUUAACAAAUCACGUUAUUAAUGUUGAUUCUUUAUAAGGAUAUUUUGUAAAUACAUAAUAGCCAAUGGUGAUGUGGCAUUUUAGUAAUCGAGAGUUUUUAAUCGCGGGGCAAGUUUCUGAAAUACUUUGCAUACAAACAAAUCUAUAGGGAAUUGUAAAUGAAUUUGUUCGUAUUACCGAAGCAAUAAAUGAUAUAUGUGUUGUGCUUGAUUAAAUUGUGCAGGUGGUAAAGAAGGAUGGAGAGUCAAAAAACAUGACCUUUAAAUGCUACUCAAGUGGCCUUUCUCUGAAGACUGCAAUUUUUAAAUCCUUCCAUCAUUGCCAUUUUUGCAGUAUAGGCAGAAAUUUGACGUAUAUAUGGGAGUAAAUGUUUUUACUUACUCUGUAAUAAUACAUUUUCUUACAUAAUAUCACAGAUGAUAUGUAAAAUAUACUUUUAGACACACCGGGAUUUUCAAUCUCCUUAAAGUGCUAAAAUUAUUGUAUGUUAGAGCUGUGGAUGUAACUUCAGUUCGAACUGUUCAUGUGGUAGAAUCUGUGUUAUUAUUUUUAACUGUCUGUCCAAUAUAAAAUGCUGUUACCUAUUAUUUUCUUAUAGCAACAUCAAUAAUGAUUGUCCAAUAAGCUCGGAUAAAGAUAAAUUUAUAAAUAUUGCAUAAUGGAAUGUGUAAUUGACAGUUGGCAUGUUUUUUAAUGAUAUUAUUGUAAACAAUUGUAAAAAAGGAUGACUCAAUGUAGUUAUUUCGUAAUGAAGUUUAUUAGAAAAUAAUA